AUUAUAUAUUAAUAUUAGCAAUGUCAUUUUGUCAUUUUUCCAAUAAUUAAUAAAUAGUUUAUAAAAAUUUCUAUAAUUGACUGCAUCAUCAAAAUGUCUCAAUUAAGUGAAGGAAUAGUAUUUGGUUUGGGAAACCCAUUGCUGGACAUCACCUGUUCGGUCGAUAAUGACUUCCUCAAGAAAUGGUCACUGAAGGCCAACGAUGCUAUUCUGGCGGAUGACUCUCACGAGAAUCUCUACAAAGAAGUGGUCUCACAGUUUGAAUGUAAAUACAUAGCCGGCGGCAGUUGUCAAAACACAUUGCGGACCAUACAAUGGAUGCUAAAGAAGACUCACAUCUGUACAUUCAUGGGCGGUAUCGGCGACGACGAGUUCGGUAAAAUUAUGGCCAAUAACUCGCAUGAAGUUGGCCUCAACACCGUUUAUCGUAUUGAUGCCGACACGCCAACGGGCACGUGCGCGUGUCUCAUAUCAGACAACAACACGUGCCGAUCUUUGGUGGCCUAUUUGGGCGCAUCCCAAAAGUUUGACAUUGAACACGUACGCAAUAACUUCGGUUACGUAGAAAAGGCCAGAAUAUUCUAUACGACAGGAUAUCAUUUGGCGGUUAGUACCGAAUCGAUUCUUCUGGUGGCCAAACAUGUGCACAACAGCGACGGUAAACUGUUUACUAUGAAUCUGUCGGCGCCUUAUAUUAGUCAAGUGUUUUCCAAACAACUUCUUGAAGUACUUCCAUAUGUAGACAUACUUUUCGGCAAUGAGACCGAAGCGGCCGCUUUUGCAGAAUUGAAUGGAUGGAAGACAAAUGACAUAAAAGAAAUCGCAAGACUGACCGCUAAUCUGAAGUCCAAUCGGAAAACCGGACGAAAGGUGGUCUACACUCAGGGAGCGGCAAGUGUUUUGGUGGCCUCGACUGGCAGUUCCGAAGUUCUUGAAUUCUCUGUACCGGUGGUCGAAGAAAGUAAAAUUGUGGACACCAUUGGUGCGGGUGAUGCGUUUGUCGGCGGAUAUAUCGCUCAGUUAGUUAGUGAUAAGCCAUUAGAAACUUGUGUGGAAAGUGGUGUUUAUGCGGCACAGCAAGUGAUCCAACAAAUUGGUGCCCAUUUUCCUAAAGAGAUGACUUACAAGUCAUGUGAUAAAUAA
This is a messenger RNA of Oppia nitens, 1143 nucleotides long. Its product is annotated as adenosine kinase-like. The record is from RefSeq and is a predicted model, not a curated record. Gene Ontology annotation, cellular component: cytosol; nucleus. The transcript is spliced from 3 exons. The coding region runs from base 94 to 1143 and encodes 349 amino acids. Gene Ontology annotation, biological process: purine ribonucleoside salvage. NCBI's taxonomy places the organism in Eukaryota, Metazoa, Arthropoda, Arachnida, Sarcoptiformes, Oppiidae. Gene Ontology annotation, molecular function: adenosine kinase activity.